Molecule: messenger RNA, 462 nt
Organism: Elephantulus edwardii (Cape elephant shrew)
Lineage: Eukaryota; Metazoa; Chordata; Mammalia; Macroscelidea; Macroscelididae
Gene: PRIMA1
Product: proline rich membrane anchor 1
Exons: 4
Coding region: 1-462 (153 amino acids)
Source: RefSeq, a predicted model, not a curated record
AUGCUGCUCGGGGACCUGGUGCUCCGUCCAGGCUGCUGCUGGCCGUCGCUCCUGCUGCACUGCGCGCUCCACCCGCUCUGGGGCUUCGUGCAGGUGACUGAUGGUGAGCCUCAGAAGUCCUGCUCCAAGGUGACCGACAGCUGCCACCACAUCUGCCAGUGCCGGCCCCCCCCCCCUCUGCCCCCGCCGCCCCCGCCCCCACCGCCUCCCAGACUCCUCUCAGCCCCACCUCCCAACUCCACCUCGUGCCCCACUGAGGAGAGCUGGUGGUCGGGGCUGGUGGUCACCAUCGCGGUAUGCUGUGCCUCCUUGGUGUUCCUGGCUGUGCUGGUCAUCAUCUGCUACAAAGCCAUCAAAAGGAAACCUCUGCGGAAGGAUGAGAACGGCACUGGUGUCGCCGAGUACCCCAUGACCUCCACCCCGAGCAACAAAGGCGUGGAUGUGAACAACGCGGUGGUGUGA